CCAAAAGGCCUCUCUGCCUAUGUCUCUCUUUCAAAAAAAGAUGGAACUUUCCUUCUAGUUUCUGUGUUUCCUCGAGUGUGCUAGCGUGCGCUCUCUGUCACUGCUUAACGUGCGCCAGAUGAGAUAUGUCGCCGGCGGGAACAGUUGCAUCAGCGAUUAUCAGAAUCUCGAGGUACAGGGCGGACUACUAGGAGAUUAAGGCGGGAGUGUUUUUUAAACGGCGGAGAUUUAAUCUCCUUGGGACCCACGCCCGGAAAUGGACGGCCAGAAAAGCCAAGCGAAGCUGACAAGAAACCAUUCGUCACUUCUCCGUUCAAUCCCUACUGUCCGAUCGUCCAUCCAUAGCUUAACUUCCGUAGCCGAGGAGGACCUUAUCAAACCAGAGCAGAAGCAGCUACAACAGCAACAACAAAAGCAAGAAUUAGAAGGGAAACUAAGAGAAGAGAAAAGAAAGCCUUACCGGUCAUGUUCAACUCCGAGAAGGAUCAGUUCGGCUCGGUUCACUCCUGUUCUUACCAUGGUUUCGUUUUCUUUCUUCACUCUCAUCUCGCUUUCCUUCUUUUUCUACUUUUAUUUGAGAAGAGAAGAAAUACCCACAUCAGAGAAUCUUUUAUUAGCUUUAAUUUUCAUAGCUAUAACGCUUUUCUUCGCAAGCAAGAACAAGAACUUAAUCAACCAGAACUUGACCAUAUUCAAGCAAUUAUGGGAAGAAAACACAAGAAGACUCUGUCUUUGCACUUCGAGAGCCAAAUCGAGGCCCGUUCAAUGGUUUAUUGGCGAGUCAAAUGCCGAUAGCAAAAGUAAAAUCCGGAAGGAGAAGAGGAUUAUAAGAGAAGGAGUGGAAUUUUAUAGCAAUGGGGAUUUCUAUGAAGGAGAAUUUCACAAAGGGAAAUGUAAUGGCAGUGGGGUUUAUAACUACUUUGUCAAUGGGAGAUACGAGGGUGAUUGGAUUGACGGGAGAUAUGAUGGGUACGGCAUAGAGAGCUGGGCUAGAGGGAGUAGAUAUAGAGGGCAAUGUAGACAAGGUUUAAGGCAUGGGUAUGGGGUUUAUAAAUUUUACACCGGCGAUUCUUAUGCUGGUGAAUGGUGUAAUGGGCAGAGCCAUGGUGUUGGAGUGCAGACUUGCGCUGACGGAAGCUGUUACUUGGGUGAAUUCAAGUGUGGUGUCAAGCAUGGCCUUGGGGUUUACCAUUUCAGAAAUGGAGAUAGAUAUGCUGGUGAAUAUUUUGGAGAUAAAAUCCAUGGGUUUGGUGUGUACCACUUUGCCAAUGGCCACUGCUAUGAAGGGUCAUGGCAUGAAGGCCGGAAGCAAGGUUAUGGAAUGUAUACUUUCAGAAAUGGUGAAGCAAAAUGUGGUGAUUGGGAUGGUGGUGUCCUUAAAAACCCUCUGCCUCUACUAACUGAUUCUGUCCUUAGAGCAGUUCAGGCCGCUAGAAAAACAGCGGAAAGUGCCAUUCACCUUCCUCGGGUGGAUGAAGAAGUGAACAAGGCAGUUCAGGCAGCAAAUAGAGCAGCCACAGCUGCAAGAGUAGCAGCUGUCAAAGCUGUUCAAAACCGGAUGGACGGAAAAUUUUGUGAUACAAACGUGUAAGAGAUAUUUAGGUUUCGUUGGAAGUGUAAAUUCUUUUGACUAAUUUUGAUGUACUUGGAAGAACACCGGCCCGAUGAGCAAAAGCUUGUCAGAGGUUGAGAGUGUUUGAAGCUCUUCUUUUAUCACACUCACUCACUCACUCACUGUAACAUGUAAAUACACCAUGUAUAUCAAUGGAAGGUGAAUUUUCAAAGAGGCUUAUCCUUUUCUUCA
Molecule: messenger RNA, 1804 nt
Organism: Manihot esculenta (cassava)
Lineage: Eukaryota; Viridiplantae; Streptophyta; Magnoliopsida; Malpighiales; Euphorbiaceae
Exons: 3
Coding region: 257-1591 (444 amino acids)
Source: RefSeq, a predicted model, not a curated record